Molecule: messenger RNA, 2469 nt
Organism: Heterostelium album PN500
Lineage: Eukaryota; Evosea; Eumycetozoa; Acytosteliales; Acytosteliaceae
Gene: fray2
Product: putative protein serine/threonine kinase
Exons: 4
Coding region: 1-2469 (822 amino acids)
Biological process (GO): protein phosphorylation
Molecular function (GO): ATP binding; protein kinase activity; protein serine/threonine kinase activator activity
Source: RefSeq, a predicted model, not a curated record
AUGUCGGAUCACGGUAGCGAUAGAGAUAGGGAUCGACAUGACCGACAUGACAGAGAGCGUGAGCGUGACAGAGAUCGCGAAAGAGAAAGAGACAGAGACAGAGAACGCGAUAGAGAGCGUGAAAGAGACAGAGAGAGAGAACGUGACAGAGACAGACACGACAGAGAGCGCGAGCGUGAAAAAGAGCGUGAGCGUGAACGUGAGCGAGAACGUGAGAGACACGAGCGAGACAGACACGACAAAGAAAGCAGACAUCACGACAAAGAAAGAGAUCGUCAUGACAAAGACGGCAGACAUCACGACAAGUACGAUAAAUACUCAACCAGUGCUCCCAUCACCGAAAAGAAGUCAAAGAAGUAUCCAAGUAUAGCCGAUCAAUACGAACUGAAAGAGACCAUCGGAAAGGGUGGUAGUGGUUCCGUUUACCGCGCAAUAUGUCUCGCCAACAAAGAUAUAGUAGCUAUUAAAAUUAUAGAUUUAGAACAUUGCAAAAAUAUAUCAUUAGAUGAAUUAAGAAAAGAGAUUCAAGCAAUGAGUUUGUGUCAUCAUCCAAAUGUGGUUGCUUAUCAUACUAGUUUCGUACAUAAUGAAUCGCUUUGGGUGGUUAUGGACUAUCUGUCGGCUGGUUCCUGUUCGGAUAUUAUGAGAUUUGCAUUUCCACAUGGUUUCGAAGAGAAUGUUAUCGCCACUAUUCUGAGGGAGACGUUGAAGGCGAUCUCCUACUUCCACAAGACCGGUAGAAUCCACCGUGAUAUCAAAGCCGGCAAUAUUAUUAUCGACUCCACCGGAAAUGUGCAGUUGUCCGACUUUGGUGUCAGUGCAACUCUCAUCGACACUGGUGAAACCAGCCGUAACACUUUUGUCGGUACACCUUGCUGGAUGGCACCCGAGGUCAUGGAGCAGGUCUCGUACGACUACGCCGUCGAUAUCUGGUCGUUUGGUAUUACCGCACUCGAGCUGGCCAAAGGACGUGCGCCAUUCUCUGAGUAUCCACCGAUGAAGGUGCUACUCAUGACACUCCAAUCGCCACCUCCACAACUCGAUUCCGACGAGACCAAAGACGAGGAGGACAACUUUGGAUUCACCGGUACCGGUGCCCACAACACUCCAGCGCAGUCACCGCUGCCCACACCCAUCGUCACACCAUCGACAUCGCCCAGUCAAACACCGAACCCAAGCCGAACACCAACACCGACACCCUCUGCCAGUGCCACAUCGAAUGCAUCGUCUGCACUCUCUCAAUCCAAUGGUGUCUCCAACAACAACGGUCUCUCACGAUCGGUUGCCACUGCAUCACACCACCACCAACACCAACAACACCACUCACUGCACGCACAAAACAAUCUCUCUAUUAGUGUUCCAAAUCCCAUGUCUUCAGUAAACAUUAAUAAGUUGACUGAAGAUGUUUCACCGCCUAAAGUAUCGCCAAAACCACCAACAUCACACUCAACAUCGUCGUCGACCUCCACUUUGCCAUCAUUAAUUACAACCUCACCGAAAAUCAGUUCAAUCAAUUCCGUCCCCGAUAUUUCCAGUCAUCCUUCAUCGACGGUCUCACUGACAUCACUGUCCACUUCAAAGCCUCCAUCACCUUCCUCCGAAAAAGAAGUUGGUAUCCUCAACUCCACUGCCAUUCUCACUCGUAGCAGCAGCAACGCAGUCAACAAGAAACCUUCCGACAACUCCAGACAAUCGUCGCGUGCCUCCUCGCUUUCCGACUCGCACUCUGACGGCUCCUACUCAAGCUCCGACGAAUAUGUUUCCUCACAUCGUUACGAGUCAGAGUCGAGCUCCAAGAAGAACAAAGUCCGUAGUCGUCAAAAGAAGGAGAAACACCGUGACAAGGAGAGAGAGAAAGAUAGAGACAGAAAGCGUGAUAGAGACAAGUCAAGAUCAAGAGACAGAAGAGACAGAGAUAGAUAUGUAGAUAGAGAUAGAAGCCGUUCAAGGUCAAGAUCGAGAAGCAAUCACAGCAGUUAUCGUGACCGCGACAGAUCGCGAUCGAGAAGCAGAAGAAGCGAUCGUGACCGGGACAGAGACAGAAGUCGUUCGAGAUCCAGAAGCCGAGAUAGAUCGAGAAGUCGUGAUCGUCACAGAGACAGAUCCAGAACAAGAUCGAGAAGCAGAAGCAGAAGAAGCGAUCGUGACCGUGAUAGAGACAGAAGUCGUUCGAGAUCCAGAAGUCGUGAUCGUGAUCGUUCCAAAUCGAGAAGUCGUGAUCGUUCCAGAUCAACCAGUCGUUCGCGUGACCGUUCCAGAUCCAACGGUCGCAGAAACAAAUCGCGUGAGAGAAACAGAAGUAGAAACAGAAGAAGUCACCGUAAUGACCGUGAGCGUGAUCGUCACGACGACUCGACCGAUUCCGACAAGGAGUACCACAAACUUUCGUCGUCUUCGUCAUCGCUGAAACACAAAUCCAAGAGAAAAUCGACCGACAAGAUUCAAACCAAGCUCGUCAAGGUCAUUUGA